UGCAAUGCUACUCUGCUUUACCCCAUACACCCACACUCCCCCUUCCUAUUUUCAUUGAUCACACGUACCAUAUUGCAUUCUUCAUAUCAUACAUCGCGCCCGCUGCACCAUCCCAGCAUGGCUAGAAUCAGAAAAUCCAAUCCCCUUUCCCCCUCCCUUCAGGUACAGCCUCCUCGCAUCUUUCAUGAUUCAGCCGCGAAUAGCGGGCCCACUGCCAAUGGCCAGACACAAACCGUCAUUGGAGCACCCCCGAGGUUAGUGCUUAAAGAAAGUAUAUCGCAGCAGCAGCAACAAAGUCUGGAAAUGGUCCAGAUCAUGCUGCAUGUGUCGUUCGGCACCUUGUUCUACCUUCGGGAGUUCUUACCGCUACCCUGCUUCGACGACCGAGACUUGAAGGAAGCUCAGCGCGAGAAGAAAUUCUCCUACCGUGAGUUUCUCGAUCGGAGUACGCCAUGUCCUACCUUGGACUCCAACGCGCAAAUUCCCUUUGGAACAGGCAAACGGGGCCAGCCGCUGAAGAUCAUCAAUCGAGGCUCGGAUCCCAAAGCGGAUAUGAUCCUCGACAUAUUGGAAAACGGCAUCUUCGAUGCUUUGAGCAAGAACGUGCUGGAAGCGAUUCAAUUGACGGUCCUCGUCGACAAGGAUGCUCCCGAGAACGUCCUCGAGUCUUACACGUUCUCUUUCAAAUACUCUGGAGAGUCUGGAGACAUCAACCACCGUCUUGAAAGCCUGUCCAUCGAUCCAGUGGGACUAGUCGCUGACAUAAAGACUGCGCAAUCGGCCCGAGUAGGCCUGGAGACGAUUGUGAGACGGUUGAUCACCCUCAGUGCCUUCCUACCGGCUCUGCCAAACAAACGUAACCUGGGAAUUCAUUUGUUCUAUACCGAUGAUUGCCCUCCUGAUUAUGAGCCUCCGGGUUUCAAUGGAGCAAAGGAUGAAACGAUCAGGUUCCCACUCACAGAAAAUUGGAGAAAGGAAUCGCAAUCAUGCGGGGUAAUGGAUAGUGGAUGGCACACUGUGGGACUUAGAGUGUCAUCUUUGAAGUGGACUGGCCCAGACCCAGAGGGAUCAGAAGCUCUGCCUCAGAUCCCACCUGAUCUUGAAUACACGGAUGUGGUUAAGAGAAUGGAUGAUGUCGGGUUCGAAGUGAAAGAGAACGAGGCCGCCAUAAAUGUGAUCGAACAGUACAGCUGCACGAAUGGAGACGCUCCAUCAGCCCAAGAUCAAGCUUCGUCGUCUACGCCAUCGCAAAAAGCCGAUGCCUACAUUGAGCCGACCCAGGAUGUCGCCGAAAGGCUGCAAUUGCAGGAGAUGCAGCAUACCCAAGCGCCAGACUCUUUGCCGAAUGGUGACUUGUCUCCUACCCAGCCUAUCAUCCCUCAGGAACGUCGCAUAUCCGAAGACAUAAGCGAUAUCCAACCCGCACAACCCCAGAAGCCAGUCCUUACCGAAGAAAGUGUUCGUCAGAUCACAGAGUAUUUGAAAGCUCAAGGCUUGAUUGUUUCUCGAAUUAGACGAGGUCAAAGCAGCGUGAAGUGCCAAUGCGGCUGGGACGGCGAGGAAAAGGCUAAAGCUAUGAUCGAAUGUUCUUUUUGCCACUCGUAUCAACAUUUGUCUUGCUACGGAUACACUGAUAGUGACGACGCCAGACUACCUGACGUCCACGCUUGUUAUCGAUGCCUUUUGCGACCCAAGGAAGACCAAGUCCUUCAAGAGAUGACUAGUCUGGUUCUCUUGAGAAAAGCAAUUCAUAUCAUACAGACAGAAGGUUAUCCGAGUCACACAUCAACAUUCACAGAGAAGCUUCAUUGCAAUGGCCAAACCGUCGUUCAGUUGACGGAAUUACUCAGAAAGCGUCAGCUGCUGGAAGGAACGCCAGGAUAUAAAAGUAAAGGCUUUGUACGCAAAGGCUUGCCGAAGUUCUUCAUCCCUGCCUCGGAGGAAGUCCAGCAGACGAUUGACGAGGAAAUCAUGGAUCCGAUGCUCAAAAUUCGACACCAUUAUAUACUGCCAGGUGACUCACAGCCACCUACCAAAGCGACUAAGUCGUUGAUCGAUAAGGAGCGGGAAGCAAGCAUCGAAGCGGCCAGCCAGGAGAAGGACAGCAUGGAUUCUACACCCAAGCCGAAGGAACAACGCAAUACAGAACCGGUCGAAGAAACCGUGACAGUGAUUGGCAGUCAGACUCGGAGUCGCAAGAGAAAGCAGUCUCUGGCCACUGCCAAAGAAGACCUUGCGCAGCCCAAACAGUCCACACCAGACCGUCCGAGCGGCAGAGUCACCAGACUGAGCAGCCGAAAGGAGAGCUCUCAGUCGACUAGUACCAGAGCCCCGCGCCCAGAGACACCAACCACACGACAGAAAAGCCCGAACAGUCUCCGACGGAGUAACAGAAAGCGGCGCAAGAUCAGCAACUACUCCAAGCUCAUCGAUGUUGGGGCCGACGAGUUCGACGUCUGAGAUAAUGCGACUUGCGAGGUCUCAACUAACGAGCUGCUGGAUGGCCCCUCCGCUCCUAGGAGCCGCCACUAGUUUUUGACUUCAAGGCAGUAUUACCCAUCGUUCAUGUUAUAAAUAAGUAAUACGAGGACCCUGACUCAUGACAGCCUUUCAUUCAAGGGUCUGGAUCAAGGGUCCUCAAGUUAUCUAGCUUUCAGGUUGCGAUUAGGACGUUUCGAAAUAAGGUUAUUUGUACCCACCUCCCUGUCUCACCAACCCACACCACGCAGACAAACAGGAGGGCCAGCGAAGCCUUCGCAAUAAAGGGAAGCCACAAAACUGACAUCGCAUGAAACGUACACGGUUUGAGACGCAAAGAUGGGAACGGGGGUGCUGAUUCUCCAUUCGCAAGAUGGCCCAUGUUUACCACCACCUUGCAGGCAAAAAAACUUGUUCUGUUUCAGAAGCUAGCAUCGACAUAUUAGCAAUAGUAUAAUAUAUUCGGGGACU
Messenger RNA from Aspergillus homomorphus CBS 101889, 2949 nucleotides. RefSeq names its product putative meiosis specific protein Hop1. The record is from RefSeq and is a predicted model, not a curated record. Gene Ontology annotation, cellular component: nucleus. The coding region runs from base 118 to 2460 and encodes 780 amino acids. Gene Ontology annotation, biological process: meiotic recombination checkpoint signaling; synaptonemal complex assembly. Lineage: Eukaryota; Fungi; Ascomycota; Eurotiomycetes; Eurotiales; Aspergillaceae. The transcript is spliced from 10 exons.